UAGAUAUCAUAGCGCGAACGACCACCAAAUGUCGAAUUAUGACUCCCCCGAUAGUUUCGGCGGCCAGUCAGAGGAUAGCCACAUCCUUAGAGCGACAGGCAGCAACGCGCGCGUAUGAGGAAUACGACUCACAGGAUGAUGAGAUGGAGGCGCAGCCAUGCGGAGUGGAAGAGGAGGACCUUACCACCGAUGAGGAAACGAAAACCCUGAGUAUCAUCCAGGGCCUGGACCAGAUACUGCAGAGAAUCGAUAUACAGCAGUGUCAGAUACGCAGGCAUCAGCAACUGGAGAAUAGUACCCAACACUCGGAAGCGACAGAGGACCAGAUCUCCUGUAGUGGCCUGAAUGCGAAGCAGUCGGCGAUUCGCUGCAUCCAACGUGCCCAGCAUCACAUCCAGUGCCAAAUAACCGAACUCCUGUGCCGCUACGAUGCUCUCCGGAAUAUGUUGACCAGCUUGAGCCAAACGUGGACCUGUCUGGAGCAACGGAUUGCCAAUAUUCGAAACCAGAACCUCGUCCACUUGGCCUGGACCGAGGAGUGUGCCAACGAUCUGAGCAAUUGCCAGCGCAGACAUCGCUCUCUGGCCGCCGUCAAACUCACCAAAAAGAUGGCCCUGCUCGUGACCAAGACCAACAUGUCCAGUGGUUUUCGCUAUAGCCGACGAUAUCUGCGACAUGCCCUAAUCGCUCGACAUAUCAACGACUUUCGCUAUGAGGUCGCCGAGUUGAAGGUUUUAAGCGAAGAAAUCUUCACCGAGAUCAAUGGGCGACUGGAUCAGAUCAAGAUGAAGGCUCAACAAUGCGGUGUCCAAAUCCCAACCACGCCGCGUCAAUCCAAUUUGAUCCCCCAGGAAACUGGCAACUCUGAGCUAACUGAGGAGCCCUAAUCAAAAAUUGAUGGAAAAAUAAACGAUGGGUGCAAGUUGCAACAGGAGGAAUACGACACAAUAAUCAUCAAAUAUUCACAACAAUAAAAAGGGAAUCAAUUACAUGCUGCACGUCAACGGGAGACGGAUUUCCCAAAGAAAAUUAU
This is a messenger RNA of Drosophila erecta, 1033 nucleotides long. RefSeq lists its product as uncharacterized. The transcript has a single exon. Lineage: Eukaryota; Metazoa; Arthropoda; Insecta; Diptera; Drosophilidae. The record is from RefSeq and is a predicted model, not a curated record. Bases 39 to 887 code for a protein of 282 amino acids.